Molecule: messenger RNA, 1474 nt
Organism: Durusdinium trenchii
Lineage: Eukaryota; Dinophyceae; Suessiales; Symbiodiniaceae
Source: the annotation of a GenBank genome assembly
CUGAUCCAUUUGUUAUUGUUUGUUGCCGUGUUCCGCGUGGCGUGUGCCAUGCCGCCGUGCCAUGCCCGUCCCUCACCGUGACUUGGGGCCGAUCCUGCAAAAGCAUGGCUUCGGUGAGAUCAAGAAGAUCGGAGAAGGCUCCUUCGGAAAGGCAUUGCUGGUGCAGCAGGAGGAUGGCACAAAGUUGGUCUGCAAAGCAGUGGACGUUAGCGCUGCCUCUUCAAAGGAGACUCAGGAUGCCAUCAAGGAAAGCAGGCUUCUGGCUGGCGGAGAUCUCUCCAAAGUCAUCGAGUCUGCCAAGAGGAGAUCGCAGCGGCUGCCCGAAGAGCAAGUUUUGCGCUGGGUCACUCAAGCUUUGUUGGCGCUGAAGUAUAUUCAUGAAAGACAUGUGUUGCAUCGAGAUCUAAAGUCGGGGAAUUUCUUUAUUUGCCGCAGCGGCAAUUUGAAGAUGGGCGACUUUGGAAUUGCCAAGGUGCUGUCCAACACCCUUGCCUGUGCAAGGACCCAGAUUGGCACACCUUACUACUUGAGUCCAGAGGUUUGUCAGGAGAAGCCCUACGCCUGGCCUUCCGACAUUUGGGCCAUGGGCUGCAUUUUAUAUGAGCUUUGUGCGCUGAAGGUGCCCUUUGACGCGCCAAAUAUCUCGACUUUGGUCCAAAGGAUUUGCCGUGGGCCUACGCCCACCCUGCCAUCUUCAUAUUCCGACUUCCUGCGGCAACUCUGCACAGAAAUGUUGCACAGGAACCAGACACAGCGACCCAGUGCAGAGGCCAUCCUGCAAAGACCUCCCAUGCAGGCGAUGGUCAAAUUCAUGCUGGAGGAGGCGCAGGCUGCACAGGAAGGCCGUAUGAGCAGCGGUUCGCAGAAAAUGCAUGAACUGCCACCGCCACCUCCGCCUGUGGCUCCAUCUGUCACUGGUCCCUACGCAGAGUUUGCUGGCUCUUAUCGGAAGGGUGAUCUCAUCGAGUAUCACUCAAGCACCCACAAAGAAUGGCUCCCAGCUCAGAUCAUCGAUGCUGACCAAGACGGACGCAUCGUGAUUGACUUGAAGCCUGGAACGUGGAUUGCCCGCGCUACACAAGCGUUGCAAGUGAGGCCCAGAAGGAGCUCGCCUCCCCCGCCUCCGCCCGUGGCACCGCCCAUGCGACAGAAAAGCCCCAUGCGCCAAAUGAGCCCACGCCGCCAGCGAAGUCCGUCUGUGGGUCGUGCACGGGACUUUGGCCUUCCAAUGCGGGAGGCGUCGCCGUGGCACAGGGCUGGUAGCCGCGAGGUCUCCCCGCGAAGGCAACGAGAGCCGUCGCCCAGCAUCGGCAGUCCUUACUUGGAGCAAGCACCUCCGUUUGGCAGGCCAAGCCGUGCUGUGAACGCUGCAGGAGCUGCGAUUGCGGGCCUCUGAUCUCUAGUGACUCUGGUGUCUAGGGGCUUUUUGGCUUGCGAUCGUUGCCUCACACAGAAACCGACACACGAUGUCCGG